UCACCGGAGCCCUUUCAGCUGCGUAAGUGGUGAAAGGCGACAUAAUGUUCCUACAGCCAGAUCUGGACUGAGAUUGAGAGACGCAGAGACGGCUGACAGGCACGCAGCAGGAGGACCGCAUUAAAGUAUUGGGGGCAGCAUGUUAAAACCACAGGGUUGCGGCGACUUUUUGCUGCACAAGUCCCCUCCGGUUUUUGGGAAGCCGUGGUUCUGGCAGCGCAGCAGCAGCACCAUGGAGAGCACCCGCGGCCUGGCGCAGGUCAUCAUGGAAAUGCGGGACGAAAUCAAGAAGUUGGAAACUGAGAACCAGGAGCUGUGCGGGGGCCACGCACUGUGCUCAGUGGGGCCCACGUCAGAGGAAGACUUGGAGGAAAAAGAGCCCUUUGAAAAAGUGGAAAACCCUUAUUUGAACCUGAGACGGAAUGUGUCUGAGCCAGUACUGGAAGGAAAAUUUAAAGAGAACACGGUCAUGACAGUCAGAAGAUAUUCUACAAGCUCUAAUCUCUCUGGAGUGACAACAAGAGGGGCGAGGAUUAACACAGAGCACAAUAACUCUGUGUGGAGAAGACUGCAGGAAGAAAUUCAGCAUGGGGAGGAUGUGUUUACCAACUCUGUCAAAGCAGAAGUUCAGAAAGUGAACACCAGACACUCCUUCCAGGAAUAUGUUCAUAAAAACAGAGCAAAAGUAAAAACAGUGACUUUUCUGCUACCUGUUGAUGACAUUUACACCAGCCGGCCUGCUCUGAUCAAACACCAGGAGGAGCCCAGAGUGACAGACCUGGCUUCUAUAACUGAGACAGAUUCUUGAGGCAAUUUUUAAAGACUGUUGUAAACAUAAACAAACUCUUCAUCAGACCCAUGUUGGCCCUUCUUUAUGCGACACAGUUUAGAUCGGGUGUAAGCUGAUAAUAAGAAGUUAUCAGCGUUGCUUUGUAGCAGUCCAUGCUUCUUCGGUAUAGACAACUCGCAAAUCUCACUGAGGACAGGAUCAGGUGUCUGGACUCUCCUAACCUGAGUCAUUGCUUUUUCAAGGUGACACACAAACCUACAGGUGACAAUUCUCUUGUGGACAAUUGUGGCGGCUGACUCAGACCUGCUGAGCUACUUCAUCUUCAUUAUUUUUUCAUCACAGUUCACAAGACAAUCUGAUUAAUAGGCUAUUUGAACUGGUUCUUGACAGUCUUUCACAUGAAUGGUCUGUAUUUUUGAAGUCAAAAUAACUAACUUCUUAUUUUCCAUGUUACACAGUACAUUUUCCUUUAAAAUAGAAACUUUUUCUAUCUUAUUCAGCUUUCAUGAGUCAGGUUUCACCUGCGCGACAUUUGAAUCAAAGAGCAUUUGUUUGCUUUGCUAAAGUUUUUACCUACAGUUGAUAACUUAAACCAGAUAAUCCUAGACAAGAAACUAAUUUUUCUUCACUACAACUGUGUUUACAUCUGUAUUACACCUUUUACAAUCUAAACUCAGGUUUUAAUUAUUUAAAAGUGACUCAUUUCAAUGCAAGAUUUUUGUUAAUCUAGUUCCAGUUGAACUGUGAAAUGAAAAAAUAUGUGUGUUUAAUUAUCUUAAAACGAAACCACACAAAAUUACAGUUUGCAGUUUAUGUUGCCGAGGUAAUCCGAUCUCUGUGAUACUGGUUGUGUUUAAAGUUUCAUUGCUGACCCCACGGAACUAAAUGAUUUCAUUCAGAUGGCUGCUGUCUCCAGGAGGGCUAAAUGUUCCAUUCUCUCAAAGAUCUUCAACUUUUUCAAAACAGCUCCUGUGACAAUAUUAUAAAGAGAUGCAUCAUUUUGCUUUACCAUAAGU
Messenger RNA from Oryzias latipes (Japanese medaka), 1806 nucleotides. RefSeq lists its product as uncharacterized. The record is from RefSeq and is a predicted model, not a curated record. Lineage: Eukaryota; Metazoa; Chordata; Actinopteri; Beloniformes; Adrianichthyidae.